Ornithorhynchus anatinus (platypus) is the source of this 1575-nucleotide messenger RNA. It is a transcript of the gene DCUN1D5, whose product is annotated as defective in cullin neddylation 1 domain containing 5. Gene Ontology annotation, biological process: positive regulation of ubiquitin-protein transferase activity; protein neddylation. Lineage: Eukaryota; Metazoa; Chordata; Mammalia; Monotremata; Ornithorhynchidae. The transcript has 5 exons. Gene Ontology annotation, molecular function: ubiquitin-like protein binding; ubiquitin conjugating enzyme binding; cullin family protein binding. The record is from RefSeq and is a predicted model, not a curated record. Gene Ontology annotation, cellular component: ubiquitin ligase complex. Bases 537 to 920 code for a protein of 127 amino acids.
UACUACGUGCGGAGCACUGGACCGAGCGCUUGGGAGAGUCCCGUACGGCAGAACUAGCAGACAGGUUCCCUGCCCGUAACGAGCUUAGAGUCCAGAGAUCCUACUUUAGCCGUUAUUCUUCCAAAGACGAUUUUUAUGACUGAAGCACUCUUACGUGCUUCGACCUUCAGUCACACUAGUUCAGAGACAGAUCGCCAAACACCUCAACGUCUCUUAGGCCUCGUUAAUGAUAAUUAUAGUAGUGAUAAUUCUGUGUAUUUUAGAACUGGCACCCUCUUUGUAGAUAUGCUUUCCAGUGGGGACUAGUCAAUUAUAAUUUUGUCUUGAGUUUUUUUUUGUUUUUCUAAGGCAGUUAAUCCGUUUGGGACUGUUGUGGGGGAGGGCCUCCGAAUGUGACGUUUUGAAUUGCAAACGAAACGUUCGACUUUUCCGGGCCUUAUUCUUAAAGGGCUUAACCAGACGAGUGGCUAGCUCAAACAGGAUCUGUUGAGUUCCAUGUACCGUAGCGCUGUCAUCGGUUGUUCUGGCUUGAUACGAUGCGAGGGAGGUGUGACUGCACAGAAAAGUUACAGAGCAAAUUUGACUUUUUGCGCUCACAGUUGAACGAUAUUUCAGCUUUUAAGAAUAUCUACAGAUAUGCCUUUGAUUUUGCAAGGGAUAAAGACCAGAGAAGUCUUGAUAUCGAUACUGCAAAAUCUAUGUUAGCUCUUUUGCUCGGAAGGACCUGGCCACUGUUUUCAGUAUUCUACCAGUACUUGGAGCAAUCAAAAUAUCGAGUUAUGAACAAAGAUCAAUGGUACAACGUCUUAGAAUUCAGCAGAACCGUUCACGCGGAUCUUAGUAACUACGACGAAGACGGCGCAUGGCCAGUUCUUCUUGAUGAAUUUGUUGAGUGGCAAAAAGUCCGUCAAGCGUCAUAGCAAAAACUACUCUGAAGAAAAUGCAGUCCUUUUGAUGCCCACCUGAAUACAAACUAAUAUGAAUCGAAGAAAAACACAUGGGGUGCAUUUUCAGCUUUAUGAAAGACUUCUUACAGUACUUUUUUUUUUCCUUUUUUUUUUAAAGGAAGUUUUCUUGUUACAUGUGAUAAAUGGGCAUUGAACCACACCUCUUCCGAGACUGAAAAUUGAGGUUUCUGUUUUAGGUUAUGUUUAUAACAUUUAUUUCAGAACAAUAAAGAUCAGAUUUGUGACAGAACUAAAGCGAAGCUCUCCCUUGAGUUUGAGCAUGGUAUUAUCUUUGAACAACCAAAAAUUCAAGGUGCUGAUUCCCUGAAGAUCUUCUCCCCCUCCUCCCCAUUUCAGAAAUUCAGCUCACUGGCACUGUAGUUUGCUGAUCAUAAUCCACCACGUGCUGUGGGGAAGAAUAUUUGUUGAUUUUGAACCCCACGAGCAUGUUUAUCAUCCUUGCCUUUUUGGAACGUGGGAAUAUUUGGUAUUUUGGCUCCAGGUAUAUUAUAAAGAUUUUUUUUUUUAAGGUGUAACAUUUCAUGCACGCACUGCUGAACUGAGUUUUUUAUUGGAAAUUCUUUAUGUAUGUUGGUUUUCAUUGCACUAAAUGUCAUAAAAAUUCAAA